AUGAGUUAUACAUCCAUAACAAUUCCUAAUAGAUUCAAUACAACUGCACAAACUAAUAGUUCAAAUGCCUUUGGUAGCGGAAAUCAAGGUAUCCAGUUGACUACCAGAAUAGUGAUGUCAUUGAAAUCCCAAAUUCCAAGUGAAGUAGAUUGGGCAUUAAUGGCUAUCUCAACACAAUCAUGUCACAAACCAGAAACCAUCAAAUUCGAAACCGAAGAAUACUUGGCUAAUGAACUAGUAAGGUAUUCAUUCAUACCUUACCAUUUGAUUCAUGGAGGUAAAUAUGGUGAGUUAAAUUCAGAGUUGUUCAUUUCAAGUUGUAAUUCUUUGUUGAGUAUCAAGAACUUGAUUCAAGAUUUAGACAAUCAACAAUUUAUCUCCCAAAUUGAAGUUUUGAAGAAAGAUUUAACUAUGUCGUUGAAAUUUUUAUCCGAAUAUCUUUAUUCUACCAAAUACGAAAAUGUUUACAAAUUGAAUGAAUUCAAAAAUGAAUUGAACGAAUCUUUCAUUUAUUUGAUAGAUAUUUUGAGUAUCUUAACCUGUUAUUAUGUUGACAAUCAUAAACAUGAUCAGUUGUUUGAAAUCUUAUUAAAAUUAUCAUUGACUAUCAACGAUAAAUACUUGAUCAUCAACAUCAUAAGUUGUUUGACUCAUUUAUUAUAUAUCAAAGACGAUUCUGAAGAAGACAGUAAGAGAAAAGACAAAGAAAGUACACCAAUAAUUAAGACCAGUAACAAUUGUAUUAAUGCUAUCACAGAUGAGAUUUUAAUAAAAUUUUCUAAUUAUUUAUUGAUCAAUGAUUAUCAAUUGAACGAAGUAGUUUUGUUAUUUUUCAAAGAAUUCUUAUUAUCCAAAUCUUUACAUGCUAAUACUAAAUCAGUCAAAGACUCACAAUUUUUGAGAUUCAAGGAACUCAUUAAUUUGAAGGAUAUUAAACAUAAUUUAUUCAAGAAGUUACCAAUUUUGAUUUUGGAGAGUUUACCUUUGAAUAACUCAACGAAACCAAUAAUCCAAAGUAGUUUGAUACCAAGAUCAAGUAAUUUGAAUGUUCCUGUAGAGGCCAAUUUAUUACCUUUAAACUUAUAUAAUGUUAUUGCCAAAUUCCCUGAACCUUUAAGAGCCACCACUUGGUUAAGAUGUUGUUACAAACCUUUCAUAAAUCAUGAAUUAAGCGAUAACGGUAUUGACCCAAUCAAUGAAGGAAAAAUUCAACCAGGUGAAGUUACUCAGUUAUCCUUAUGGAAAGCUUAUGAAAAACAGUUUUCUAGAACCUACAACAAAGAUAUUGUUAAUCAACCUUUAAUGCCAGCUGUUGAUUUCAUUAAAAAUGUUACCAGUGGAGCUUUUCCUCAAGCUACUGCCAUGGUUGUUGUUUUAGAUGAAACAACCCAAAAGAAAAAGUUUAUUAUAAGAGGUAUCCAACCAAGACAAUUUACUGUUGAUAUCGAUACUGCUAAUUAUGAUGCUUUAAUCAAGAAACCUGAAGAAAGUUUGAAAACAGACGAAACUUUACCUCUCGGUGCUAUGGAUGUUGAAGAUUUCGAUAAACAAUUGACCGAUUAUUCUCAAGGUUUGGUUUCGACCAAUGUUUUCAUCAAUAACUUAUCUGAUUUAAACUUAUUAUCCAAAGAUUUAUUGGAUUAUAUCAUAAACGAACUGAUGAAAUUGGAUAACUUCCAAGAUUUAAUCAAUAUUUUCAGAUUAUAUAACAAGUCUUGGUUGCCAGAGAUAGUCUAUAAAAAUCCAAAUCUUUUGGAGUCAGAAAUAAUCGAUAAUAACUGGUUAAAAUAUUUAAUCUAA
Messenger RNA from Yamadazyma jaroonii, 1800 nucleotides. The record is from the annotation of a GenBank genome assembly. NCBI's taxonomy places the organism in Eukaryota, Fungi, Ascomycota, Pichiomycetes, Serinales, Debaryomycetaceae.